AUGGUCGCGGGACGAAAGUUUAGAGGUGAACAGAAAAACAAAUAUAUGUGUAUGUCACGAACAGAUACAGAUAACUCAGAUCUAGAAGUAGAUAAUCUUACCUUAGAAAAUACCUCGGGUUUAUUAAAACUACUUAAAUCAAAGCAUCUAUCUUAUGAAUCAAAGAAAAUCCUAUACACCAGUUACAUUAGACCGAUCUUAACAUAUGGAUGUGAGACAUGGUCAACCACCAAAGGAAACCACCAGAGCCUAAUUACAUUUGAAAGAAAAAUACUAAGAAAAAUGUAUGGUCCUCUAUAUAACAGAGAAACAGAGCAAUUUGAAAGAAGACAUAAUAAUGAGUUACGGGAGCUAUACGGAAGACCAAAAAUUCUGUCAUAUACAAGGAGCAAAAGGCUCGAAUGGUUAGGACAUGUAUGGAGGGCGGAUGGCCGAAUUAUUAAACAAGCUCUAAUGGCCGAAAUGACAGGUAAAAGACCUCUGGGCAGAGCCAGAACAAGGUGGAAGGACUCAGUUGUGAAGGAUCUAAGAGUACUUCAAGAAAGGGAUCAGUUAGACGUAGCGUACAAUAGGGAAGAAUGGAGCAAGUUUGUGAUGGCAGCGUUGGACCUCAAUGGUCCCUUAAGCUGA
This is a messenger RNA of Acyrthosiphon pisum (pea aphid), 630 nucleotides long. RefSeq lists its product as uncharacterized. Lineage: Eukaryota; Metazoa; Arthropoda; Insecta; Hemiptera; Aphididae. The transcript is spliced from 3 exons. The record is from RefSeq and is a predicted model, not a curated record. Bases 1 to 630 code for a protein of 209 amino acids.